AUCUUCCGAACAACAUCAAGCAACAAAAUCCGCCCGAUUGGUUAUAUCCAUCCAAAAUAACUAUCCGGAUCCUGCCGCUCUCGUUCAAUUUGUUAUUUUCCUUGAAUUUCACUGACUGUGUUGAUGAGAGGGGUGAUGGAGAAUAAUUAGUUUCUGUUUCUGCUUUGAGCUGGAAGAACCUUCUAGACCUGUCUAGAAGGGAUCGGAUCUGCUUCCGGCGUUGAACUCGUCGGAUGAGAGAGGGCCUUUUAUGGUUGGGAAAUCGGCUGGGAGGACGAUGAAAUGGGCGACAUUGCUCAAGGACUUUAAGGAAAAGGUCGGCCUCUCUCAGCCUCCUUCUACUGUCUCCUCCCCUACUCAUGCUGCCGCUUCGCCUUUCCCCGAUCGCUAUCCCAUUUCUGCCAGCAGCCAUCUCGACUUUGCUUCUUCUCCUUCGAGAGACAAACAUGAAUUGGAAUUGGACUUCAAGAGAUAUUGGGAAGAGUUCCGCUCAUCAAGUUUGGAAAAGGAGAAAGAAAAGGCCCUGAAUAUGACCAUUGAUGUUUUUUGUAGACUAGUAAGGCAACACACAAAUGUAGCUCAGUUAAUUACCAUGUUAGUUGAGACACACAUUUUUUCUUUUGUUGUUGGAAGAGCAUUUGUAACGGAUAUUGAGAAGUUGAAACUUAGCAGCAAAACAAGAUCUUUGGAAGUAAAGAGUGUCUUGGAAUUUUUCUCUGAAAUCACUAAGGAUGGGAUCAGCCCUGGUGCAAAUUUAUUAUAUGCAGUGGAAGUCCUUGUUUCUGGGCCUAUUGAUAAACAAUCUCUUCUUGAUUCCGGGAUCUUGUGCUGCCUCAUUCAUACUCUCAAUUCUCUUCUUGGCCCUGACGAGAGUUGCCAAAAACAAUCCAUGGGCCAUAGUACAGAGGAAGAUCUAGCAGAGAACUACCCAGAGGAUGAUGUUGCAUCACGUCGUUGGCUUGAGGUAGAGGGCAGUGUUGUACAUAUAAUGAAGGCAGUGUCUAGCCAUCCUUCAGCUGCACAAAGUUUGAUAGAGGACAACUCUCUUCAGUCACUCUUUCAAAUGGUUGCUAUGGGCUCUUUAAUUGCCUUUUCUCAAUAUAAGGAAGGCCUUGUGCGAUUGCACACCAUUCAGCUCCACAGACAUGCGAUGCAGAUACUUGGUCUUCUCUUGGCCAAUGACAAUGGCAGCACUGCCAAGUACAUUCGCAAGCAUCAUCUGGUAUGUCCUGCUUGAUGCAUCCUACUUCGUCUCGGGUCAUUUAACUAAUCUUCAUU
This is a messenger RNA of Cuscuta campestris, 1278 nucleotides long. NCBI's taxonomy places the organism in Eukaryota, Viridiplantae, Streptophyta, Magnoliopsida, Solanales, Convolvulaceae. The record is from the annotation of a GenBank genome assembly.